This is a messenger RNA of Closterium sp. NIES-65, 1281 nucleotides long. Lineage: Eukaryota; Viridiplantae; Streptophyta; Zygnematophyceae; Desmidiales; Closteriaceae. The record is from the annotation of a GenBank genome assembly.
AUGGGGUUCGGCCGGCAGCCGGUAGCUGCUGACGCGUACCCGGCAUCGCCGCUCGGCAGAAGCGUGACGAGAGGAUUCGCCGUGGAGCUCUAUUUCGAUACGGCCCUGGAGAACCAGAUACUCAGGUUUGCCUUGUCCCACGCGCCUUUUCUUUUCUCUCCUGUUUCGCUUUGCACACCACGCAAUUUGGUUUCAUUUGAUCCGAUCGGGAGCCCUAAACUCUCCGCACCGUCCGUUUCUUUCUCCCAUUCUCCUUGUCUCUUGUUUCUCUUCCUUCGCUCCUCCCCUGUCCACUCCAGCCUCUCUCUUCACACCCCGUCUGACCUGGAACCUUCCAAGCUUCGCACAGCCAUAGAGAAUUUCGCGCAGCAGCAGCACCCGAUUCCAGUCGCUCUGGCUGCGGUCGGGAGCUUCCCAGCAGCUUCCGUGUCGCGACCCGCGUUCUCUCCCACGGCGGUCAACAGCACCAGCCAUGCUUCGACAGGGAAUAACUCUGUAACGAGUACAGAUGGUGGGAAUAUCAGCAGCACCAGCAGUCCAGGUGCACGUGCAUCCAGUGGUGCUGCUGGUACUGGUGUUGGUGUUGGUGUUGGAGCUGCUGCUGCUGCUGCUGCUGCUGCUGCUGCUGCUGCUGCUGCUGCAGCUGGUGGGGCUACGGGUGUUUCGAGCCCAAACUCUCACCCUGGGGGAAACAAUGCAGCUGCUUCCGCCACAACCACGAGCAGCAGUAGCAGCAUCAGCAGCAGCAGCAGCAGCCAAUCAGUCGAUCCCACUCGCACAAGCAACAGGGGCACUGUUGCUGCUGCUGCAACUGCUGCUGAGGGCUCCAAAGCAGCACCGGUAGCCACCGGUGCGCUGUUUCUGGCACCAGUUCCUUCUAUUGCUCUGCUCACACUACACGAGCAACUGCAGGAGCUCCUGAAAAGACUAGCCAUUCCUUGCGACCCCAACUACCUGCCCGGAUCCUGGCUGCCCGUCUGCCCGAUCGCCCAAGAGCUGCCCGAAGAAAAACUUCCCAGCAGUUUCCACACCGUUCGAUCCCAGAAGUUGCCUCUUUCCGGGCACCUAUGUGAAAUAGGCCUUGUGGAGUUUGUCCCAUCUGGUGCUGGCGCUGACUCACGCCAGCUCAGCGCCAUCAAGGCGGAUGGUGGCAUGGCUGGGGUUGCUGUGAUUGGUAGUGGUGAUGGGGAGAAGGGAUGGGGGAGGGAGAAGGAAGGCGGGGUAGUACAGGGGCGUGUUAUAGAGCAUUACUCCUUCACACUUGGAGGGGACUUCAUGUGA